ACUGCCUUGUUUGUUCACUCUGCUGCUGGAGCUUCACCUCUCGCGCUCUAUAACUGACGCAUGCCCACAGCCUCGCUCCUCCUCUUGCGCGCGGUCCCCAUGGUAACGCGCGGAGGAGAGAGGCAGCUUAGCAACACCGAGACCGGAGGAGAGAGCAUCUCUUGGUCCAGACAGCGCGGAGCCAUCAAUACUACACACACACACACAGAGAGAGAGAGAGAGAGGGCGACGAGAGGAAACCAUCAGCAGCGCCUCAGGCAAACAGCUCCAGCAGUCGUAAUGAAGUUCGUGGUGGUCCUCGUGGGAGCAGGAACCCUGGCCUUCCUCGGCGCCGUCAUCUGUAUCAUCGCUAGUGUUUACCCCAGGAAACGCGCCGCGCCUCUCAGCGACAACGGAACCCUGACAUCCGAGACCCUCCUCGAUCCGCUGGAGCCCGGAUCCGUGGCUCACGCGGGCCCCCUGGGCGCCCUGCACGGCUCCGAGUCCUUCGGAGGAGGGAACGGACUCGGUGGCAUCGGACUGGAGGUUCCCACUUUGAACGAGCUCAACAACCUAGGGGAAGAAACAGGAGGAGGGUCCCCGAAACAGUUCAGCUUCAGCCGGUUGAUCUGUACACCUGUACCUGUAGGAGAGUGCAACACGAAGGAUCUGAGGCAGAGGAGAGAGCAGCAGCAGCAGCAGCAGGCGGACGACCCGUACGCAGGAGGGGAUGAAGACUGGACUUAUCUCCGGACCACCGCGGAUGAGCUUCGGCAGACGGUCCUGCAGCAGAACGACCAAAUCCUCAUGGACCACAGGACCAUCCGGGAGCUCACGGGGAAGCUGAGUGAGUGUGAGAGCGGCCUGGAGGACGAGAGGAACGUCCCGGAGAGGAGCAUCGGGGUGUGGAGCGGUAACCGGCGCGUCAUGGCCGGGGAUGAUGUGAGCUCCUCCACCGCGGCGCAGCUGCAGACGGCGCGGGCUGUGGAGGAGCUGGCACGGGCCAUCAUGGACCUGAAAGACCGCAUUGAGAAACUCGAGGCAGAGAUUGGCCCUGCUGCCUUGAACCUCACAGAUACACCUUCAGGUACUACAGGCAGCAGCAGCAGCAGUGGGAGCAGCGGCGGCAGCAGCAGCAGCCCGGUUGGAAACACAGUCAAAGCUCCAGCUCCACCCACCGGCAGUGCUUCCUCCCCACCUGUGGCGGCACCUCCAGGAGGCCGCCGUCCUGCCUCCCCCGCUUCUCCUGCUCCCAAGCCCCCAUCUAAGGCCUCCCCCGGGCGUGGAAAGGGCACCUGGAGGGUGGAGGACCUGGAGGGGGAGCUGGAGCGGAAGAUAAAGAUGCUGGAGAAGGAGCGUCAAGCCAUGAGGAAGGAGACGCAGGGCCAACACGAGAAGAUCAACCAGGGCAUCGACACCGUCAACCAUCGCGUCACUGAGCUGGAACACACGCUGACAGAGCCGUCUUUCCCCGAUGGCUUCGUCCUCUCUUUCCCCAUGAGGACCAACUACAUGUACGGUCUGGUGAGGAAAGAGAUUACAGAGAUGUACGCGUUCACUGCCUGCGUGUGGUUGAAGGCUAAAGAAGGGGGCAUUGGCACCCCCUUUUCAUACUCAGUGCCUGGGCAGCCUAACGAGCUGGUGCUGCUGCAGGGAGUCCACAACCCUGUGGAGCUGCUCAUCAACGACAAGGUGGCACAGCUGCCUCUGUCCCUGCCGCAGGACCAGUGGCAGCACAUCUGUGUCAGCUGGACCCUGAGGGACGGGGUGUGGAAGGCCUACCAAGGGGGGAAGAUGAAGGGGAGGGGAGAGGGACUGGCUGCCUGGCAUCCCAUCAAACCAGGAGGAGUCCUCAUACUGGGACAGGAACAGGAUACAUUGGGCGGGCACUUUGAUGCCUCUCAGGCCCUGGUCGGGGAGCUUUCCCAGUUCAACCUGUGGGAUCGGGUGCUGAAGCCGGCAGAGGUGGCCGCCCUGUCUGAAUGCAGCUCCUCAGCGCUGGGAAACAUCGCCCCCUGGACUGACCUUGAUGUAGACGUCUACGGCGGUGCCACGAAGGAGUCCUUGGACCCGUGCCAUGCUGCUCAGAGAUCCAACCCCUCCAGCUCCAAACAGUGAAGGGUUUACUGAGGGAGGUCAGCUAACAAUGGUUGUGUUUCAUAGAUCAGUUUAGGAGACAUUUAGAAGAUGUAUAAUGACGUAUCACAUUGGGGUUUACAGUACAUUUGCUGGGGAUGGGAAGCUUGCUGGUGGACAGAAUUGUGUCACAGAGCUAAUAAGCUGUAAGGAAAGUUCUAUCUGUUUUGUUUGUUAGUGUUGGUGUCCACACUGUAGGUUAAGCCACAGAAUCACCUUAGUUAAGGCUGCAUGGGUGGAUCAACUUGUGUCAUGCACUGGACUUAAUGGAAGACUAUGAAGGUAGAUCAACUGAUUAGGUAUCACACUGGAUUAGGUAAUGAUCUGUGGUUCAAGUCAACCAAAAAUGGGAAUCAGGCAGUGAGCUUUGAGGGAUUUGAGACAUUUGUGAACUGAACCUUUAAAGAACCCGAAUCUAAGGGUUUCUCAACAGAGUGACACAGCGUACGUGUGUCCAGCGGGUCGGGUUUAACUCUAAAACUGAGAUGUGAUCAUGGUUGUAUUGAUUUCAACACUUAAUGGGUAACAAAAAAGUUUUGUUGUAACUGUAAAUGAUCCUGUUGAGAAAUGUCUGUGUACUUUUGAUUUUUUUUUUUUUACAUUGCUUACCAUGAUGUGGUAAACCAGUGGUCUUAUAAAUGUAUAUUGUGUAUCGUAUCUUUACUAAUGUUGCUCUGUGCCAGUCUGCUCCACAUGCUGUAGCCUCAAACACUCACAGUCAUACAAAGCUGAGUUGUGCAGCAUAUUUGUUUGCAACUUAGACUAAGGAGUGCUCCCAACCGACUUCUGGAAUAAACACUUGAUGUACAUCCAAGCACCAUUCAAACACUUAAACUGUGACAAACCUGAGAGAGUUUUAAAACUUGUGUUUUCUGCUGGAGUAUGAACCAGAUGGAGUGUAAAUGUAUUUGCAUGAGCAAAGUCACCCUGUCAAAGAAACAAGCUUUAAAUGUAUAAACUACAGGGUUUGUGUCCCCAAACUAUCUCACACCCUGAAGCACAGACGUCUCUGUGGUGAAUCAGAGCCUCACAGAAUACUCGACAGGGGGGAGGUUGUUGGAAUGUGUUGAUUCUUACACUGAACAUUGGACUUGCUAUUGUGAAGAGGUACAAAAAUAUAGUUUUACAGUCGUUCUCCCUGCUAACAAAAGAACAAAUAUAAAAUGCACAUGAAUAAAUAAAAGGGUAAAACUUAAGGUGCGUUUGCAGUGCAGUGUUACCUUCCCCCAGCUCGGAUGCUGAUUUUAUUUGGUUCUGUUUGUGUUAACGCAAAGUGGGAUUGAAGAUGUUAUACAAGGAAAAAACGGAACAAAUGUCUUUACAGAAGUGUAAUAUUGUGCUCUCAAUUUAUGUCAGAGGCAGAAAAAUGUAGUUAAGGUAGCAUAAAGUAAGGAUUAUUGCCAAUCACCUUGAAUUAUAGACUUCUCCGGCAAGAGGAAUUUAAAGUAGCCUCACAAGGGGCUUUUUCAAAAGACAUUACAGAGUAAGACAUUUUGCAAGUACAAGGUAUCUAGAGCACAAAAGUAAUGCACAGAAUAAGAAUGCAAUAAAAAAGUUUUCUCUACGUCUGAUGAAAGGCAAGGUACAGAUGGUGAAAUCAAAAGUUGCAUUUCCACCUGAAGUAUUUCUCAAUUUUAGACGCAGGAACUUCUUUUAGACAAAAAAAAAGGCUCAUAUUGCCUUAAAGCUGCUGUUGGUAGUCACAGAGUAAACAUCUGUUCAGAGAGAGAGAGACCUCGAAUGUCAACACGAUCCCUCCCAACCAGAUUUCCUCUUAGCCCCCCAACACAGAUCGGCAUAUGCAGUCAUGAUAGUGCCGGACUCAUAGGGGCCGCCCCUUAACCAAUCAGGACAGAGGAUUGGAGAUUAGCUAUGAUUGGUCCGUCAUAACUGGAACAAGGGGAAUAAUAACAUUGCUUGAUACAAAGGCAUUGGAAAACACCGAGAUUUCGCAAUAGUCUCAAUUUGCUCCACUUACUGAUGAGCACCGAUGAUCAUUCUGACCUUUUCUCCAAACCCAGCAGAAAAUAAGUAACGUUUUUCACACCAUUCCUACCAACAGCAGCUUUAAAAUGCUGCUAUGUCACUGAGCUCAAUACCUGCUUAGACCGGGCAAAGUAGCUAAUGUGUAAACAGCACUGUCCAUUCUAACCUGUCACUUGUGCUCUAGACUCAUGACUCCCCUAGGCCUAAAUGUAGUCUAGCACUAGAACCCUAGUUCCUGUGCUGGAAACACAUUGAGGUUGCUUUCACACCUAGCUUGUUUUGCUCUGAUUUGGAGGAUAGCAUGAUUUGUUGUAGUAUUUUUUCACUUGGGUCAUUUGGUGUUCACUCUGCAAUAUUGUUGAGCGGGCCAAAGCACACUCCAUUGCAGGACUGUCUUAGGUAAACUAAUGUGAUGCGUAGUGGUCACAAUGGAUGCUAACUAAUGUAAGCCAGUUCACAGGACAACAAUAUGAGUCAAGGGUUGGCUUGUAGCAGCGAGGAGGUCAAAUACUUCAUCAACAUUUGAGCUGAUGGGCAUAUUUGUGAAAUGUUGGACACCACCAAGACGAGCCCUGUCCUAUGUUUCCACUAGUGCUGGGCGAUACUACACUUUUAUGAUUCAAUAUGAUACUGAUUACUUUUUUGGCAAUUUAUUUAAUACCCGAUGCUGAUACUUCAGUGAUUUAUUUUUUUUAAUAAAAUGCAAGCCCUGAAAGACAAGUCCCAUGACAAAUACUGUUAAUUUAAAAAGUUUAAUAAGCAAAUCCUUUGCUGGCCUUUUUUAAACAAUGAAAUAAAUUUAGAAAAACACAUAAAUAAUACAUAAUCAACAUCCUCUAUUUAAAUUCUCUGAGUGGAAAGCUGAAAACAGCCUCUUCACCAUGACUACUGUUAAAAUGACACUGGGAUCAUGAUUUCUCUGAAUUUGUCGGGUCAAAACUUUGGAGUAAGUUACCCUGAAAGAAUCAGAGGUGACAUGCUUUUAUUUCCCAUGUAUUAAUUAGUAUCAAUAUUUUAUUAAAGUAAUCAAUACUCAAAUGAGUAGCGUGUAAAUCUCAAUAUAUCGAUACCACAGAAUCGAUGCGCCCACCACUAGUUGCCACCUGUAGCUCUUCUACUGAUGUUUAACUGGAUGGAGGCUGUGAGUAACUUUAGCCUAUCACUUUUUUUUAAAUGCUACUCCAACUCCUCCAAAUGACCCAGGUGUGAAAGCACCCCAAGUUUCCCAAAGGGUUCCAGGUCCUGGAGUAAAGGUCCUAAAGUGGAAACUAACACAAAGGGAAUGAUCAAAGAAACUGCAUGGUUCGAGCAGAAUGGGGCACCUACUGUAAGGGGUGAGGGUUCGGUUCCCACCACACUAAACACGUGUCCAGUCAACACUGUGCAGUAAAGUCAAAUACAGUCUGUGUAUUCUGUCCACAUGUUACCUCAAGAAAUCAACCCCCCACAUGCAAUUUGACACCCAUUUGUAAAGUGCCUGCCUGGGCUCCAACGCCCACCGAUGAUAGUGAGAUGUUUUUAUGUUUCUUUCUGUGUUGUCUCUUUCUUCUCCUUCUUUCUGUCUCACUCUCUCUCUCUCUCUCUUUCUGUCUCUCUUGCUCUUGGUUGUUGAAGGCUGUGAAAGUGUUGCGCUUGUCCUUAUUUGCAUCUUCAUGGAACUUCUAUGAUAUUGUGAAAUAGAUGGAUUGAAAAAAAUAAAAAAUAAAAUGGUUAUGACAA
Molecule: messenger RNA, 5820 nt
Organism: Notolabrus celidotus (New Zealand spotty)
Lineage: Eukaryota; Metazoa; Chordata; Actinopteri; Labriformes; Labridae
Gene: nptxrb
Product: neuronal pentraxin receptor b
Exons: 6
Coding region: 61-2097 (678 amino acids)
Source: RefSeq, a predicted model, not a curated record